Molecule: messenger RNA, 1239 nt
Organism: Perca fluviatilis (European perch)
Lineage: Eukaryota; Metazoa; Chordata; Actinopteri; Perciformes; Percidae
Gene: ttc32
Product: tetratricopeptide repeat domain 32
Exons: 3
Coding region: 39-452 (137 amino acids)
Molecular function (GO): protein binding
Source: RefSeq, a predicted model, not a curated record
GUGACGUCACAUCCGCAGUUGGAAAAACACUUCGACCCAUGGAGGAAGAUAAUAAUCCCCAAAUACUUGAAUAUGCUCACUCUGAGUUUAAAAAACAUAAUUUUAAACGGGCAGAAGAAAUGUACUCAAAGUUUAUCUCUUCCUGCUUACAGUCCAGGGAAUGUGACGCCAGUGAUUUGGCCAUUGCUUAUAACAACCGCGGACAGAUAAAGUACCUCCGGGUGGAUUUUCAUGAAGCAGUGGAGGACUACACCUCCGCAAUACAGACUGACAGCCGGUUUGAAACACCUUUCUACAACAGAGGACUCAUCCACUAUAGACUAGGUUUUUUCGACGAUGCCAAGAGUGACUUCCAGCAAGCAUUAAAGCUCAAUCCAGAUUUUGAAGAUGCCAAAGUGAGCCUGCAACAGACACUUCUGGACCAGCAGCACAAGAUAAAUAGGGGAUACUGACAGUUUCAUAAACUUUAGAGUACAUAUUUUAUAUAUCCUGAAAUCUUUUGACUAAAGAAAAGAUGUAUAUUCUGUCAAGUGUUGUCAUUUUACUUUAAUUUAUGCACAGCUGUCAUAUAACAAAUUAAGAUGUCAUUAUUUGAUCUGAAAAUGAACACUUUGAUUAUUUGAAGAUAUCAGCAUGAAGAUAAACCGAGAAGAAAAUCACACACAACAUAAAGCAAUCUGCACUGGCAACAACACCAGUGAAAAUCAAACUCAACACAUGAAAGGAAGAAGACAUCCCACUGUACGACGUACAGUAUAUGGAUUUUUGCUAAGCAGAGCAUUGACAAUUCCUUUUCUGCACUGACUCGAGACUCUUCCAGUCGGAAAAAAAUAUAAUGGCCUCAUAAAUGAAAGUAUAUCAUUGUAUAAGUCUGUGAGUGGACAACGCAGUCUAAUUGACCCGGGCGCACUAGGUAAAACGAUGAUCUUGGGUUUUACUGUCAGUAAUAAAUGUUAGUGCACCAUCUAGCAGACACUAGGAGGAGGGUUGUGAUGACUAUAAACAAACCACAAUCAAGUGUUGGGAUACAGUCAUGGUAAGAAGUCUCUCAGCUGCAAAGGUAAAACCUGUUUUGUGUCUUAAAUUGAAGCCCGGUCACAGUUAACAUCUUUCUACAAGGUGGUGUAUGGUUUUAAGGAAAGGUAGUCCCCCUCUUUUGAAAUUUCUUGAAUAAUUAAUAUAUAAAUAUAUAUAUACAAAACAUAAAUGUAUAUAUGAACAAUAAAUUGCUUUAUCACG